CCUGGCCCGCCGACAGCCUCCAGAGGCUGAGAUGGGCGAGGGAGGCCUUCGGAGCCUCUCCCCGGCCCGGGACUAACCUCUGCGGCGCGGCUGCUGUCGCCACUGGGCGUCGGGCCCAGGGGACUAGUCGGGUUCCCGUGCGGCCUAAGGGCUGCGGGCUCGCGGGCGAGGCCAGGCGGGCCGGGACCAGGAAUUACUUUCUGGCCAAUCUGGUGACGCUUUGGCAGAAAUUAAGAAGGAAAAUAUCCCCCUUAAGAGUAAUUUAACCCUGCUUUUCUGUUUCAUACAUUGAGUGCAAUAGUACAAUGUUGUUCUGUGUGAUUUAUCUUUCUGUUAUCUUGAAGGCAAAAAGCUAAUUGCUUGGAUGGACCCUAUCACCAAAGCCCUGCCAGGCAAACACCUGGGAAAGUGCUAGGAGUGGGUGCCAUUGAUGCUUAAUACCACUGAUAUUCUCUAAAGUUCCAAAAUAGGACUUAAAGGUUGUUGUUGUUGUUUUUUGUCAUAGACACAUGUUCAGUGGGAGAAUUGGACUUGACUGAACAGACUUCUGUGUUAUUAGGGAGUAAAGCCAUGGCAACUAGUCUCACGGACGUAGGAAAUUCAUUUGGUCAUCCAACUAGUACUUUAGUUAAUAGAUCGAGAAACUCAUCGGUGCAAGACGAUGAUGAUGAUGUUGUGUUUAUUGAAUCUAAACAUCCUCCUUCAACUUCUUCAGCAAUAGUUGAUCAAAAAAAUUUUAUAUUUGCUUCAUCAAGAAAUGAAAAACUACAAGGAAAUGAUUCCCUAAUUCCUUCCUCAAGAGAUUUGGCUUCCCAAAAGGGAUAUAUAAGUGAGACUAUUAUUAUUGAUGAUGAAGAGGACAUAGAAACAAAUGGAGGGAAAAAGAAUUCUUUCAGUUUUAUUGAAUGGGGACUUCCAGGAACUAAAAACAGAACCAAAGAUGUGGACUUCUCCACUUCCAGUCUUUCAAGAAGAAAGACCAAGACUGCAGUAGGACCUUUUAAUCCUGGUAGGAUGAAUGUGGCAGGAAAUGAAUUUCAGAAAGGAGGAUUUGCGACUCAUCAUAGUCCUGAUUCUUGGAUCUCCCAGUCAGCAUCAUUUCCGCGUAAUCAGAAACAGCCAGGGAUGGAUUCUUUAUCACCAGUGGGCUCACUUCCUAAACAGAUUUGCCAGUCUUCAGCCAAACAGCAACUUACUAAACCAGCUAAAAUCACUUGUGCACACUGCAAAAAACCUUUACAGAAGGGACAAACAGCUUAUCAACGAAAAGGAUCAGCUCACCUCUUUUGUUCUACCACCUGCCUUUCCUCCUUCUCUCAUAAGCAUACUCCAAAGAAACACAAUGUAAUGUGUAAAAAAGAUGUUCCUGCAAAAAGGGCUACUGUUGUUCCUCAAGUGCAGUUGAGCCAGCCCUUCCAGGAAUUCUGCAGUACAUACUGUGUGUCUCCCUACGAAGACAACCAGAGUCUCAGAAAAAGAAUUUCAAAUAAAUCAAGAUGUACAGUCUGUUGUAAACUAACAGAGAUUCGCCAUGAAGUCAGCGUUAAUAAUGUGACACACAAACUGUGCAGUAACCACUGCUUUAACAAGUACAGGUUGGCUAAUGGUCUGAUAAUGAAUUGCUGUGAACAUUGUGGAGAGUACCUGCCUAGCAAAGGUUCUGGAAACAUUGUCCUGGUGAUUGAUGGCCAACAGAUGACAUUCUGCUGCCAAAGUUGUGCUAAUGAAUAUAAACAGAUGUUGGAAGCAAAAUCAAAGAAAAUAUCCAUAUCAGAAAACAGAAAAAGAAGUGCUAUUAGAGAAGAAAAUGAAAGGAAAUUAUAUGGAUCAUUGAAUACACUUUUGGAAAAAAUAGAGGGAAUACCAAGAAAAAAGGAAAAGACUUCAGAGCCACAGGUAUCAGCAGAGUGCAAGAUAGAUGCAUCACUAACCAAACAGGAUAUGAAUUUACCUGCUUCUGUGUCCAUCAUAGAUAAUACAUUUCAAGAGCAACUGGAAGAUAAAAAAUCUGAAGACUCCACUCAAGCAGUUGUGCUUUCUGCAGAUCCAGGCACAUGGCCCCGAUUUUUAAAUAUUAAACAACGGAACUUUCUUAUAGAAAAUGAUCCCCCUCAAGUAAGAAAUUUUAACUUUCCAAAAGACAAUACAGGGAGGAAGUUUUCAGAAUCUUAUUAUACACGAAUUCUUCCAAAUGGUGAAAAAACCCCUAGAUCCUGGUUGCUUUAUUCAACCUCAAAAGAUUCUGUGUUUUGUCUAUUUUGCAAACUCUUUGAGGGAGGAAAAAAUCAAUUGAAGAAUGAGAAUGGGUGCAAAGAUUGGCAGCACUUAUCACACAUUCUUAGUAAACACGAAGAAAGUGACAACCACAUCACCAAUAGUUUUAAGUAUUCAAAAUUAAAAUCUGAUGUGAAAAAAAACAAAACUAUUGAAACUGUAGAACACAGAGAACAUGAGAAUGAGACCAAUGAGAGUGUGCUGUUGCUGUACACAUGAUAUACCUGAUAGGAUCUUAUGUUCACUCACAGGAGAUCUGUACUU
Molecule: messenger RNA, 2538 nt
Organism: Myotis lucifugus (little brown bat)
Lineage: Eukaryota; Metazoa; Chordata; Mammalia; Chiroptera; Vespertilionidae
Gene: ZMYM5
Product: zinc finger MYM-type containing 5
Exons: 8
Coding region: 571-2493 (640 amino acids)
Molecular function (GO): zinc ion binding
Source: RefSeq, a predicted model, not a curated record